Molecule: messenger RNA, 2856 nt
Organism: Struthio camelus australis
Lineage: Eukaryota; Metazoa; Chordata; Aves; Struthioniformes; Struthionidae
Source: RefSeq, a predicted model, not a curated record
AUGAUGAUAGAUCAGAUCAUGAGCGAGAACGACAUAAAGAAAAGAAGAAAAAAAAGAAAAAAAAGUCAGAGAAGGAGAAAGAAAAGCAUCUUGAUGAUGAGGAAAGAAGAAAGAGAAAGGAAGAGAAAAAGAGGAAAAGGGAAAAAGAGCAGUGUGACACUGAAGGAGAAACUGAUGACUUUGAUCCCGGAAAAAAGGUGGAGGUUGAGCCUCCUCCAGACCGUCCUGUCCGAGCAUGCAGAACUCAGCCAGCUGAAAAUGAGAGCACACCCAUCCAACAAUUACUAGAACACUUCCUUCGCCAGCUUCAAAGAUCCUCAUGGAUUUUUUGCUUUUCCAGUCACGGAUGCCAUUGCUCCUGGAUAUUCAAUGAUCAUAAAACACCCCAUGGAUUUUGGUACUAUGAAGGAAAAAAUUGCAGCAAAUGAAUACAAAUCAGUCACUGAAUUCAAGGCAGAUUUUAAACUGAUGUGUGAUAAUGCAAUGACAUACAACAGACCGGAUACUGUUUACUACAAGCUAGCCAAGAAGAUACUGCACACAGGCUUUAAGAUGAUGAGCAAACAGGCAGCUCUUUUGGGUGAUGAAGACACAGCAGUUGAGGAACCUGUCCCUGAAGUUGUUCCUGUACAAGCAGAGACUACCAAGAAAUCCAAAAAGCAAAAUAAAGAAGUUAUUAGUUGCAUAUUUGAACCUGAGGGAAAUGCAUGCAGCCUGACAGAUAGCACUGCUGAAGAACAUGUCCUGGCACUAGUGGAACAUGCAGCAGAUGAAGCUCGGGAUAGGAUCAGUCGAUAUCUACCCAACAGCAAGAUUGGUUAUCUGAAAAAAAAUGGAGAUGGAACUCUAUUAUUCAGUGUAGUCAACGCAUCUGAUCCAGAAGCAGAAGAGGAAGAGACUCACCCAGUAGAUCUUAGUUCUCUGUCAAGCAAGUUAUUACCUGGCUUCACUACAUUGGGCUUUAAAGAUGAACGAAGAAACAAAGUAACCUUUCUUACAAGUGCAAGCACAGCACUUUCCAUGCAAAACAACUCUAUAUUUCAUGAUCUGAAGUCGGAUGAAAUGGAACUGCUAUACUCAGCCUAUGGUGAUGAAACUGGGAUACAGUGUGCCUUAAGCUUACAAGAAUUUGUGAAGGACGCUGGAAAUUACAGCAAGAAAAUAGUGGAUGAUCUUCUGGACCAGAUCACUAGUGGAGAUCAUUCCAAAAUUAUUUAUCAGCUAAAGCAGAGGCGAAACAUUCCGGUAAAACCACUGGAUGAAGUUAAAGUUCUGCCAGUUCUCAUAAAAGAAGAACACAAGUUGCGGAAUACCUGUCCGGAUUCUUCCAAACAGAUAAUGGUUGGAGAAUCUGCUGGAGACAAUAAUGCUUCUGACUUGGACUUUCUCUCUAUGAAACCAUAUUCAGAUGUAUCUCUUGAUAUAUCCAUGUUAAGUUCAUUAGGAAAGGUGAAGAAGGAGCUGGAUCAUGAUGAUAACCAUUUACAUUUGGAUGAAACAACUAAGCUGCUGCAGGACCUCCACGAGGCUCAAGCUGACAGAGUGGGAUCCCGGCCAUCAUCCAAUCUGAGCUCCCUCUCCAAUACCUCUGAAAGAGACCAGCAUCAUCUUGGAAGCCCCUCUCAUCUGAGUGUUGGAGAACAACAAGACAUGGUUCAUGAUCCCUAUGAAUUUCUUCAGUCUCCAGAAACCUCAAAUGCUACUACUAACUAAUCUGACAUGUACUAUAGAUAUUUUGUAUACUAACUGUAUAAUUUUUUUAUAAAGUUUUUGUCCAUGGCAAAAACCUUGAUUUUGUCCUCUUUUGUAUGAGGAUUGCUGUUUAAUAUCGUACACGUUGGAUUAAACAAAGAAAAAAGGCCUACCUAAUAUAUCAUGUUGUUAGCAAUGUACCAAAAACUGCUUUUGUUUUUUGUUUUGUUUUUUUCCUAGUUGUGUGUGAGUUUUUACUGAAAAACAAGCGAUUAUGUGAUAGAAAACUUUGUGUUUUGUAAAAACUAAAAAGUGUUCAUUUUUUUCUAUUAUCACAGCAGUAGUCAUGAAAUGUUUCUAGUAGAACAUGUAUCAAUUCUGUUUGGGGGUUAACUUGAACAUCCUGAAGGAGGAAUGUCUUAUUUCAGCGGUGGCAGAACAUGAACUGUGGUUAUUGUUGUGUUUCCCAUCUCUUAACCAUAAUAAUUAAAAUGCUCACUAUGAAAAUUUUACCCUGGAUCAAAAAAAGUAAGGUUUUAUGAUCCCUUUUGUGUAUUGAAACUCAAAGGAAAAUAUACUCAUUUUUAAUUUCAUAUGUAUGUUUACUUGGAUAAGAAAAUACUGGAUAAGGUGUGCUUUUCAGUAAUUUUAAAAUGAAAAUUUUAUAAUUCAGUCCUGACAUAAAUGGGUUGGGGUUUUUUUGUACCAUUAAUAUGUGGAAGCUGAACAAAUGUUAUGAAUUCACAAUUUUUGUAAAUAUUACCUUAAUAAAAAUCAUACAGAACCACUUUUGAUGUUUGAAAAUAUCUUGUUCUUAUCAGGAGAAAAUUUGCUUCCUCAUCUUUAUGAAGCCUGAUAUAAUAGGAACUUUUGGUCUAAGUUGCCGUGCUGCUGCAAAAUGUAUAUUUCAUCAUGCUAAAUGUAGCUGUAAACAAAAUUAACUCUGAAUUUCCGAGAACCACCAAGGAAGUUUGUCAGAUAACUGAGAUCAAAGUCUUGAUAAAGUGUAAUUUGUUGUCUGGACUGUCUUUCUCCGUCGUGAUGCCUCCUCCCUGCUCCCCCACCUCCCUGCUCUUUAAGGAUAUGUGUUUUCUGUUUGGCUGUUCAAUGUAUUAAAUGUAGUUUUAUGUAGAUUAUUAAAGGACUUCAGCUACCGUACUGGCA